AUGUUCACCUUCUCGCGGCCUGGCAAAACCCAGAGGGCGACCGACAAUGAAGCGCUAACAAUUGACGAUUGUACAAACAAUCCAUCUGACGCCUCCGGGUUCGUGUACAGUCCAUUACACAACCCCACAAAAGAGAUCCGUCUUCUGGUUCUGAAAUCCAAGUAUCAGUCUGAGCGUGGCAGUUACAGAUACAACAUCGAAUGCUCUCUCCGUCUUGUUCCCUUGUACCUCCUCUCCAUUACCAACUAUGAAGCACUAUCUUACACUUGGGGAUCCCCGGAAGACGGCGUCAGAGAGAUCCGCUUAGGGGGCAAGCCAUUCGACGUGAGAAUAAAUCUAUGGUGGGCUCUAGACCAUUUGAGGUAUCCCGAUCGACCUCGCAUUCUCUGGAUUGAUGCUUUGUGCAUAGAUCAGUCAAACGAGAUAGAGCGAAACCAUCAAGUCCGGCAAAUGGGUCUGGUCUACAGAGAAGCCAGCAAGGUCAUCGUCUGGUUAGGACUACCGGCGGCAAACAGCAACGCUGCUUUCGAAUUUAUCGUCGACGGCAACACUGCUUCUCUAGACAUCCAGGCUGGCGCUUGCGAAAUCAGUAAUCCAGUCCACACAACUAACUUGAAUGCGUUCUUCGCGUUGUGCGAGAGAGGAUAUUGGUCAAGGCUGUGGGUGGUCCAGGAGAUUGUGCUUGCAAAAGAGCUUAUGGUUAGUUGCGGCCCCAACGUGGCAACAUGGACAGCCUUUAGCAGAGCGCUCCAGGGGUAUGAACACUACGACAGAAUCAAGAGCAGUCUGCCUUACCUCUUCGACCGUCAACGAAGCGAUAGAUACUACGAAUGUCGCUUGAUCAACCUUCUUGAGGCUUGUCAGGCCUCCGAAUGCGCCGAUCCACGAGACAAAGUCUAUGGGCUCCUCGGCCUCGCGAAUGACUGCGGAGAGGACGAAUUAGUGGUGGAUUAUUCCAAGACGGUAUACGAAGUUUAUAGGGAUGUCAUUGCGUUC
Messenger RNA from Hyaloscypha bicolor E, 996 nucleotides. RefSeq names its product HET-domain-containing protein. The annotation marks the transcript as partial. NCBI's taxonomy places the organism in Eukaryota, Fungi, Ascomycota, Leotiomycetes, Helotiales, Hyaloscyphaceae. The record is from RefSeq and is a predicted model, not a curated record. The transcript has a single exon.